AUGAACGAACUGUUUUACAAAGUCAGAAGCCUCUGGGUGUUCUUUAAAUAUCAGAACUAUUACUAUCCAGGACAUAGACAGGUUGCUCAGCCAAGGGCCCCAACAUAUCAAACGAAUAUUGGAUAUCGUAACUCAAAUGCAGUCCAAAACCCGCUUGACGUCUUUCGAGACAUUUUGUCAAGACAAACAAUGCAAUUGACUUUGUACAUUGAUAGACAGUUGAAAACAGUAGCCGAAAAGCCAAACGUUGUUUUCUCGCCCCUAAGUUUGCAAAUGUUACUUGCGAAUAUUCUCUUGGCAUCCAAGGGACAAACUUAUAAUGAAAUCGCCAAAAUUUUCAACAUCAACAGUAACUCAGAGAAAAAUUUCCAUGAAAAUUUCGGAAAACUUAUCGAGCAAACGUUUUAUGGUAGGAGUGGGAUUGAAGGACCCAAAGUUGACUACGGCACAGGAGUGUUCUUAACGAAAGAUCUUCCUGUCAGUAAGACAUUUGAAUCAGAAAGUAAGAGGUUUUAUAAAACUCUUGCUAGGGGAAUCAAUUAUAGAAAUGGAGAAGCUCAAAACAUUAUCAAUGAUUGGGUGAAAUCUGCAACGCACGGUCUCAUUGAUACAAUCGUAAAUCAACCACCUAAAUAUGAUACUAAAGCUAUCAUUGCAUCUGCUUUAUAUUUCAAAGGCAAAUGGGCGAAUCGUUUUGAUAUUAAUUAG
This is a messenger RNA of Trichogramma pretiosum, 708 nucleotides long. Its product is annotated as putative serpin-Z5. The coding region runs from base 1 to 708 and encodes 235 amino acids. Gene Ontology annotation, molecular function: serine-type endopeptidase inhibitor activity. NCBI's taxonomy places the organism in Eukaryota, Metazoa, Arthropoda, Insecta, Hymenoptera, Trichogrammatidae. The record is from RefSeq and is a predicted model, not a curated record. The transcript is spliced from 6 exons.